Messenger RNA from Haliotis rubra (blacklip abalone), 513 nucleotides. RefSeq lists its product as uncharacterized. The transcript is spliced from 2 exons. Lineage: Eukaryota; Metazoa; Mollusca; Gastropoda; Lepetellida; Haliotidae. Bases 1 to 513 code for a protein of 170 amino acids. The record is from RefSeq and is a predicted model, not a curated record.
AUGGCGGCGUACGGAGGACACAGAGAUGUGGAGUUCCUGGAGGUUCAGGACAGUCAGACCGACUGUCAGAUCAAAACACAGGCUGGGUUAUGUCCGUCUAACGGUAUAGGAGGUUCAGGAAAGUCAGACCGUCAGAUCAAAACACAGGCUGGGUUAUGUCCGUCUAACGGUACUAUAGGAGGUUCAGGACAGUCAGACCGUCUGAUCAAAACACAGGCUGGGUUAUGUCCGUCUAACGGUAUAGGAGGUUCAGGACAGUCAGUCCGUCUGAUCAAAACACAGGCUGGGUUACGUCCGUCUAACGGUACUAUAGGAGGUUCAGGACAGUCAGUCCGUCUGACCAAAACACAGGCUGGGUUAUGUCCGUCUAACGGUAUAGGAGGUUCAGGACAGUCAGUCCGUCUGAUCAAAACACAGGCUGGGUUAUGUCCGUCUAACGGUAUAGGAGGUUCAGGACAGUCAGACCGUCUGAUCAAAACACAGGCUGGGUUACGUCCGUCUAACGGUAUAUAG